UCUGCGCCGGAAGGAGAGCCAGAGAACGCUUUUGGAAUUAUGGCGGCGGUGGAUAUCAGAGAUAAUCUGCUGGGAAUCUCUUGGGUUGACAGUUCCUGGAUCCCUAUUUUGAAUAGUGGAAGUGUCCUGGAUUACUUUUCAGAAAGAAGUAAUCCUUUCUAUGACAGGACAUGUAAUAAUGAAGUGGUCAAAAUGCAGAGGCUAACAUUAGAACACUUAAAUCAGAUGGUUGGAGUGGAGUACAUCCUUUUACAUGCCCAAGAGCCCAUUCUUUUUAUCAUUCGAAAGCAACAGCGGCAAUCCCCUACUCAAGUUAUCCCACUGGCUGAUUACUAUAUCAUUGCUGGAGUGAUCUAUCAGGCACCAGACUUGGGAUCAGUUAUAAAUUCUAGAGUGCUUACUGCAGUACAUGGCAUUCAGUCAGCUUUUGAUGAAGCUAUGUCAUAUUGUCGAUAUCAUCCUUCCAAAGGGUAUUGGUGGCACUUCAAAGAUCAUGAAGAGCAAGAUAAAGUCAAACCUAAAGUCAAAAGGAAAGAAGAACCAAGCUCUAUUUUCCAGAGACAACGUGUGGAUGCUUUACUGCUAGACCUUCGACAAAAAUUUCCACCCAAAUUUGUGCAGCAAAAGUCUGGAGAAAAGCCUGUCCCAGUGGAUCAGACAAAGAAAGAGGCAGAACCUCUACCAGAAACUGUAAAAUCUGAGGAGAAGGAGACCACAAAGAACGUCCAACAGACAGUGGGCACUAAAGGCCCCCCUGAAAAACGAAUGAGACUUCAGUGAGUAUUGGACAAGAAAGAAACUUGCAAGAUUCCUCUUGUCCACAUUUUACCUCAUUACUGUGACAGGCUCUUGAACUUUAAAAAUCUUUGUCACAAUCGUUUGUAUAGAAUGUGCUUGUUCUUUAAGAAUGGAUAUAGAUCCUCAUGCUUUCAGUCUGGAUAUUUUUAAUGUAUCUUUUGUAACCUUUUCCCUAUUGGACUUGAGCGGCUUCCUCACUCAUAUGUUUACUGCUGUAUAUGUUUAAAAGCAAAAUAAAGGUAUUUGUAUAAAUUA
Molecule: messenger RNA, 1053 nt
Organism: Camelus dromedarius (Arabian camel)
Lineage: Eukaryota; Metazoa; Chordata; Mammalia; Artiodactyla; Camelidae
Gene: MED6
Product: mediator complex subunit 6
Exons: 8
Coding region: 40-780 (246 amino acids)
Biological process (GO): regulation of transcription by RNA polymerase II
Cellular component (GO): core mediator complex; mediator complex
Molecular function (GO): transcription coactivator activity
Source: RefSeq, a predicted model, not a curated record